This is a messenger RNA of Drosophila willistoni, 9086 nucleotides long. RefSeq lists its product as uncharacterized. The transcript is spliced from 7 exons. The coding region runs from base 20 to 8971 and encodes 2983 amino acids. Lineage: Eukaryota; Metazoa; Arthropoda; Insecta; Diptera; Drosophilidae. The record is from RefSeq and is a predicted model, not a curated record.
GGAAUACGUUAACUUAAUUAUGAAUAUAUCAACUGUAGGAGUAGCUUGUCUACUUCUGGUCCUCAGUGCCUUCAAUCCAACUGAUGCAUGGAUACACAGUUGGCAUACGGGACCCAUUAAUUGUUAUACCUGUGACAAUUACGAGGAAUGUGCCGCAGGAUCCGGUGUCCUACGCAAAUGUUUGGACAAUGAUUCGCAAAGUUGUGUGGCCGUAUUUGCCAGUAAUGGAACAGUGGUUCAACGUGGCUGUAGCGAUAAUCUAGAAGAGACUUGCUCGGAAUCAUCAGAGAACUGCUAUGAAUGUCGUUCGCAUGGUUGCAAUGACUUGGCCGAUAAUACGGAACUGAUCAAUUGUGUUCUCUGUGAUGCCCAAUCGGAUAAUAAUUGUGUGCUUGACAUUGAAUUGGUCACAGAGCGUACGCAAUGUCACAAGCAGUGUAUAACGGCUUUGUAUCCACGCUCCAGUGAGGAGGGCUCUCCCUACGAGUUGGUCCGAAGCUGUUUGCAUGAUUUGAACUAUGAUGAACGUGAGGCUUGUGCUGAUGGCACUUUGGCCAAUUGUGUGGCUUGCAGUGGUGACAAUUGUAAUACCGUGGAUUUGGGUGUUCGUAGCAGUUGUAAUCAAUGUUCGGGUGGCAAUUGUGAUAAUCCUCAGGCUAGCACCUGUCGUGCUGUCCCAGCUGAGGGUACUGACGAGGAAUGUUACAUUGAGGUGGAUGAAUCGGGAGCUGUCUACGAACUGGGUUGUAAAAGCCAAUUUAAUGUGAGCGAAGCAGUGCUACUUGAGACCGAGAAACGUAUUUGGACUUGCUCGGGUGCCGACAAUUGCAAUGUGAUUUCGGCAUUGCCAACGCCCAAGAUCUGUAAAUUGUGUAGCUCUCGCACGGAUGCCGAUUGCGCCAUCGAUCCCGAGAGUGUAGAGUCAGAAACAGAGUGCCAGAAUCCAGUGAAUACGAAUUGUUACAGCCGCUUGCUGGAUUCCGGACAUACCGAGCGUGGUUGUUUGACAGACAUGGAUGGAGAUGCUUAUGUUCAAUGCUUAAAUGGUGGCAACUCUACAAAAUGCUCUAGUUGCUCUGGUGACAACUGUAAUAAGGAGUUGCAUCCCCUUGAGCGUUUGAGUUGCCAUGUUUGCAGCUCUGACGAAGAUGAAAAUUGUGAGGCUAAGCCCAGCAAUAGCUCCGUUUGUUUGCUUCACACCGGAGAUCAACAAUGUGUGACCACAAUCGAUCUAGAGGGCAAUACCCAACGUGGCUGCAGUGCCACAUUGGCUUGUUCAUCGACCAAUCCGCAGAAUUGUCAAGUCUGCUCUGGCUCUGAUUGUAAUACAGAUAAUCUUAAGCGUCGUUCCGAUGGUAUUCCCGGCCAAUGGGAUCAAGAGUUACCCAUUAGCUGUCAGAGCUGUAAUGAUACCACCGAAUGCGCUGCCACCAAUUUAGAAGCCAUUGCUUGCUCUUCAUCAGAGGAAUAUUGUGUAACAGUUUUUGAUACCGCCGGUUUGGUCACAGCACGAGGUUGCAGUAAUACGGUAGAGUCCUCUUGGAGUUCCUAUUGUGAUGACAACUCGAAAAAUUGCCACAAUUGCAAUUCCAAUGGAUGUAAUAGCGCGACUUCUUUAAGUAGCUACACCGAAUGCAUCUCUUGCGAUGACGAUAAUGCAGAUUGCGAGUCAAAUCCCAGUGCGGUUGUAACGCGUCGUCUUUGCAAUGGUCAGUGUAUGACUGCCUUGCGUCCCAAAUCCAAUGAGAGUCUCUUCUACAGCACUGUACGCAACUGCCUUGAUGAUAAAAGUAAAGAGGAUCAACAAAAAUGUAUCAAUGGAGAGGAUAAGUUGUGCUCAGCCUGCUCUGGUGAGGCUUGUAAUGAUGCUAUCCUACCCGAAGAACGUUUAAGUUGUUAUCAUUGCUCUGGAGAAGGUUGUGAGAGCGAUUUUGUAAGCCACACUUGUGCCAACUAUCAAGCCGAUGAUCAUUGUUAUAUCCUAUAUGAGACAACUCAAAACGAUAUAGUUCAAAUGGGUUGUCAAUCGUCUGAGUCCGAAACGUUCACCGAUGACAAUUUCUCACUGCUAUUUUUAUGUAACGAAGACAAUUGUAAUAUCUUCAACAAUCAACCGCAAGCUCAAACUUGCAUUUCCUGCGAUUCUAGUGAUGAUGAGAACUGUGCCAUAGAUGCCACCAAAAUAAUUUCAUCUCCUGUUACAUGUAGUCAAUUGCCUCACACUAGUUGCAUGACUCGUGUCUUGACAACUGGUGUCACUCAACGUGGCUGCGUCAACACCCUGAGUAAUGCUCUGCUCAAGUCCUGUGUGAAUGGUGAAGGCAAUUGUGAAGUUUGCCAAGGUGAUCUUUGUAAUAAAGAAGUCUAUCCCGAGAAUCGUCGUCGUUGUCAGCGUUGUAACACAGUCGAUGAUCCCACAUGUUUAAGUUCCCCCAAUGCCAGCAGUGUUUGCCCAUUCUAUUUGGAUGAUCAGGGUUGCAGUGUCAAAUUGGUCGAUGGCGAAACCUAUCGUGGCUGUGAAAAGGACUUUGCUUGUGAUGACUCCGAUAAGCAGCAUUGUCGUGCCUGUUCGUCAAAAGAUAAUUGCAAUGUUGCUGAUCUGAGCAGUACAAAUAUUGGCUAUCCUGGCAAAUGGGUUACCCCACCAAUCAAUUGUUAUCACUGCGAGGGUUCUGCAUGCGAGAACUCUAAUCUGGGUCCUCUGCAAAAAUGCACAGGCAAUGAUGAACAGAAUUGUGUCACUGUUUUUGCUUCAAAUGGCACCGUACAGCUGCGUAGCUGUACCGAUGAGUUGUAUGAGAAUGAUGAACUACUCCAAUAUUGUGAUGAGGAGCCUGGAAAUUGCAAAUACUGCAAGUCAACUGGCUGUAACACAGCUGACUCAUUGGAUAGCUACCAGGACUGUUUAUUCUGCGACAGCACUGAUCAGGCUGAGUGUGUGCGUAAUGUCGAAUCGAUUACAAAAACCGUCUCGUGUCAGGGUAGUUGUUUCACAGGACUCUUUUCAAGCAAUAGAAGUGAUUCGAAUGCUGUUCUACAUGUGGAUCGUGGUUGUCUAGAUUUUCUAGAAUACGAUGAUCGUUUGGCCUGUGAGGCUGGCACUUUGGAAAAUUGUAAAGCCUGCUCCUCAGCUGAGAAAUGUAAUACAGACGAUGUGCCAGAAUCUCGUCUCAGUUGUAAUUUCUGUGAUGAUGCGGAUUGCUCGACGACUACCUCACAACUUUGUCUCGGUUAUCGUGCCAAUGAUCAAUGCUACAUUCAUGUUGGUGCUUCAGAAAUAUUGAGUAUGGGCUGCGUCACUGAUGUGCAGGACGAGUAUAUAACUAGCAAUCGUCGUGAUAUAUAUUUGUGCUCUGAAAGUAAUUGUAAUACUAAAGAUGUACUUAAUACCGUUGGUGUUUCCUGUGCCAUUUGUAAUUCAACUGCUGAUGUGAAUUGUGUAACGGGAAAUGAUGUGGAUUUUGCUGUGUGUCAACAUUAUCUCUAUCCACAGUGCUAUAGCCAUUUGAAUGAAGAUGGCGUUUUGACCCGUGAUUGUGUUAUGAAAGCCGAUGAUGAUCUAUUUGAUGAUUGUCUCAGUGGUAACAGUACAUCUUGUGAAAUCUGCGAUAGUAAUAAUUGCAACACUGGUGUCUAUCCCUCCGACUGGAAGAGUUGCCUUCGCUGUGACUCCAACAAAGAUGAAGAUUGUGCAAAGAAUCCUUCAAGUUAUUCCAAUUAUUGCCCCAUCUACGAUUCGGAGGAUGCUUGCGUCACUAGUCUAGAGAAGACUCGCACACGUCGUGGCUGUCGCUCGGAACUUAAUUGUGAUGCCAGUGAGGCUGGCACGUGUCGCAUUUGUUCUGAAGAGAACUGCAAUGAUGUCGAUCUAGUUGCUCAUUAUGUGGGUGAACCUGGCAAAUGGCAAGAUUUGCCCUUAAGUUGUCUCGUUUGUGAGGGUAGUGCAAAUUGCGCACCAGCCAGCGCGGUAUCUGCCACAUGUGAGGGUAACAACAAGCAGACUUGCUCCACCGUUUUCGGAACUGAUGGUCUGGUUCUUGCACGAGGAUGCAGUGAUUCCAUUCAUGACGCACACUCUGAUAUUUGCGAUGCGGAUAGUGAAAAUUGCCCGCAAUGCAAAUCGAACGAUUGUAACAGUGCCACUAGCUUAGAUUCUUAUGUCGAUUGUUAUUUCUGUGAUGCAGCAGAUGAUGCAAAUUGCGCCUGGGAAGUACCAACUAGCACAAGAAAGUGUCAAGGUCAAUGUAUGACGGGACUUUAUCCACGUAGCUCCUCGCCCGAUUCGGCAUUGCUGCCCACUCGUGGUUGCCUGACUGAUAUGAAUGCAGCAGAUCGAGAUUCCUGUGCGGCUGGAACUCAUGAAAAUUGUACUGCGUGCACAGGAGCUUUGUGUAAUGGCGGUGACAUCAUUCAGGAUCCGCUUAGCUGUUAUACCUGUGCCACGGAAGACUGUGAAGAUUUCAUCUCCAUACUCUGUUUGGCUUUCCAGGUAAAUGACAGCUGUUAUACAGCUUUCGAUGCAUACUCUUCGGUUAUCGCCUUGGGUUGUAGGAGUGAAUUUGAGGAAAAAGUGGUUCAGGAAUUGUUGGCCCAAAAGCGUAUGCUUCUGUGUGAAGGCAACAAUUGCAACGAAUUUAAAAUUCCCUCUCCCAAUACCUGCACAAAAUGCAAUUCGCAAGAAGAUUUACGCUGUGCUACCAAUCCCAAUCAAAUUUUGAGCACAGUAAUAUGCUCGGAUCUACCAUACACCGAAUGUGUUAGUCACAUAGAUGAGGAGGGUCACACAUCUAGAGAUUGUGUAUCUAAUUUGGAAACCGAUGAUUUCUAUGCUUGGGUAACAGGAGCUGCUGAUAACACAGAGACCUGUACUGGCAAUCAAUGCAAUGGAUUGACUGUAUAUCCGGUAGGUCGCCGAAGUUGCCAUCAAUGUAAUUCCGAAAGUGAUGAAAACUGCGCCUCCUCACCUUCAAGCAGUACGGUUUGCCCCAUUUUCGUGGAAGGUGACGCAUGUGUGACCACCCAAAUCAAUGGAGUUACUCAUCGUGGUUGUAACUCCAGCCUGAUCUGUUUGGAUCCAGAUGAUACACGCACUUGCCGCAUUUGCAACAGUGCGGAUGGAUGUAAUACCAUAGAUCUUGACAGAAUUAAUCAAGAUGGUUCUCCGGGUAUUUGGCAGGAAGUUCCCAUUAGCUGUUUGGCGUGCAAUGAUGCCGCAUCGUGUGCCUCUAGCGGUGGUACCUUGGAGACCUGCGUAGGGUAUGGCAAUUGUAUCACUGUAUUCGAUGAAUCGGGCGUCGUGAAUCAGCGGGGUUGCUCUGAUAAGGUCUACGAAGAGUCUACUUACUGUGAAGAACAGCCUGAUCAGUGUCCUCGUUGUAAUUCGAAUGGUUGCAACACUGCCAAUAGCUUGGACUCAUAUGUGGAAUGUGUGGUUUGCGAUUCCAGCAAGAAUCGUGAAUGUGUUACGAACCCAAGUGCCAUAACCACAACGCGUCAAUGUCACGAAGGUUGCGUGACGGUCUUCCGAAAUCAGUUUAAUGAAACAAUUGAUCCCAGUUCUUCCCUUGUACGCACUUGCGCGACUGAUCUUGAGGAAGCGGAUCGCGAAUCGUGCAAGGCGGGUAGUAAAGAAUAUUGCGCCACUUGCGAGGGAGCAAAGUGUAAUACUGAAGAUUUGGUGGCUAGUCGCAAGAGUUGUUACAUUUGCGAGGGUGAGGAAUGUCAGGUACCACAGACCUACUCAUGUCCCACUUAUCGACAGAAUGAUAAAUGCUAUGUAGAGUUCGAUGAGAAACGUUCCAUUGUAACCGUGGGUUGCACGAGCAGCUUGAGUGCAUAUGAUCUUCAGAUUCUACAGGAAGAGAAACGCUUAUAUAUCUGUGAUGAAGACGACUGCAACAGUAUUGAAGAUCUGCCAGAAGCUAAAACAUGUGUUCUAUGCAGUUCUCGCACCGAUUACAAUUGUGCCCUUGCACCAAAUUCUGUCACUAGCUCAACGAUUUGUUCGCUGCUUGGACUUCCCGAAUGCUAUACGAGGGUCCAGCCCGGAGGGUACACUGAACGCGGUUGCCUCUCAAGUCUGGAGAAUAACGACUUUCUUUCAUGCUACAAUGGCACCUCCUCGAGCUGUAGCUCCUGCCAAGGAGAUUUGUGCAAUAGUGCGGUGUAUCCAGAAAAUCGUCGCUCUUGCCAUGUUUGCAAUUCGGGAACCGAUGCAUCAUGCGAGUCUACACCCGACAGUCUUGCGGUCUGUUAUUUGUACGACCCCGAUGAUCAAUGUGUCACAAAUCUAAGAAAUGGUAUCACCUAUCGUGGAUGCUCAUCUACCAUGAGUUGUGAAGCUAAUUCCAAGACUUGCGUUUACUGUGAAGGUGACGGCUGUAAUGUAAUUGAUUUGGCUGCCAAGGCCGAUGAUAAUUAUGGUAAAUGGCAAGAUUUGCCUUUGAGCUGUCUGACUUGUGAGGGAACUGAUUGCCAGGGUGAUGAUAUUCCCAGUGAGAAGUGCCAGAAUAACAAUGAACAAGAUUGUGUCACCGUUUUCGAUGCCUCCGGUGUGGUUACUCGUCGUGGUUGUGAAGACGAAGUAGAUCAAGUUGAAUCCUUGGCCACUUAUUGUGCUGCCAAUCCAGCCAGUUGUCCUGCUUGCAAGUCCAACGAUUGCAACAAUGCCACACAAUUGUCUCAGUACACUACUUGCAUUUACUGUGAUACCUUCUCAAAUCCUAAUUGCCUAUGGGAACCUACCAGCACAACGCAUAGAUCUCGUCAAUGUCAAGGUGGAUGUAUGACCGCAUUGUAUGGCAGCUUAGAACUGGGACAAGAUCUCAUACGCUCUUGUCGAGAUGACAAGGAAGUUGCCGAUCGUUUGACAUGUGAAGCCGGUACUGAUUCCACUUGCUCGGCCUGCACAGGUGAUUCCUGCAAUGUUGAGGUGCUACCCGCGGAUCGUAUAAGCUGUUAUACAUGUGAUGGAGAUGAUUGCGAAGAUCCAGUAUCCAGACCGUGCUCUGUCUACAAACCAAACGACUUCUGCUUCCUCUGGUUCGAUGACAAUAAUAGCAUCCAAAAAGCAGAUUGUGGUGGCAUUUUCCGCAAUCAGCAACUGGAAGAUAUAAUCAAAACCAAACGCAUUUCUGUAUGUGAAGGCACAAAUUGUAAUGUACCGCAGCUGCAGGCAGCUGUAACCUGUGCUGUAUGCGAUUCUAAGGUUGAUCCCGCAUGUGCUACAAAUGCCCAAGAUGUGAGCACUUUCACCACAUGCAGUCAAUUGCCGCAUACGAAUUGUGUAACUCGAUUGGAAAGUGAUGGCUCUACCACUCGUGGUUGUCUCACCGAUCUUAACCAAAAUGAUUUUGCUGCUUGUCUUCUGGGCAAUGAUACCAAUUGCGAGAUUUGUAAUGAAAAUGGUUGCAAUCGAGAGCUAUAUCCAUCUGAUCGUCAAGUAUGUUAUACAUGCACAUCCGAAGAUGAUGUAUACUGCGAAUCAAAUCCCAGUUAUGCCCUGGCUUGUCCCUGGAUAAGCGAUACGGAAACGUGCAAAACAUCUCUGAGCAAUAAUAUUACUAUUCGUGGUUGUAGUAGUAGCGUGGAUUGCGAUACAAGUGACUAUCGUAACUGUCGCAGCUGUGCAGGCAGUGAGUGUAAUGCCAUUGACUUGGCCAAUCGUGUGGAUGAUGGUCAGCAUGGUUUGUUCCAAGCACUGCCACUCAAGUGUUACAGUUGUGCUGGCGAAGAUUGUUACAGUUCCCUUGGACCGUUCAGUGAAUGUACCCUAAAUAUUGAGCAAGAUUGUAAGACAGUUUUCGAGGCUGAUGGCGUAACAGUUCGACGACGUGGUUGUUCCGACGAUGUCGAUGACUAUGAGGAUCGGUAUUGUAGAGAAAAUCCCGAUAGAUGCUUUACAUGCAAAUCCAAUGAAUGUAAUAGUGCCUGGAGUAUCGAUGAAUAUGUCAGUUGUGUCUCCUGCGAUUCUAGAACGGAUGGUAACUGUGUGAGCAAUCCGGAAAGUACUAGCAGACAGUGCAAAGGCAAAUGCUUGGUAACCCUUCUCGGUACGGAUCUAUUACGUACUUGCGAGGAUGACCUGGAAGAAUUUGAUCGCAGUGAUUGCAGUAGCGAUAACAGCGGCCAAAAUUGUGCCACUUGCUCGGAUCAAGGAUGUAAUAACUUUAUAUAUCCUUCUGAUCGCUUGAGUUGCCAUGUCUGCACGAACAGCGCUUGCACCAGCAGCUCAGCUCAGUAUUGUCAAGCAUACUCAUCAUCUGACUACUGUUUCGCCAAAUAUCAAAAUGGGGCUCUUGAGCAAAUCGGCUGCGCCAGUGCUCAGAACAGCAGUGACCUGGAAUCGUGGAAAGAACAAAAUCUAUUGUACACAUGCACGGACAAAGAUUGCAAUGAAUUGAAUCGUCUGCCCAACAAUGAUGAGUGCAUUGCCUGUGAUUCAAGCAAGACCCUAGAGUGUGCCCAGGAACCAACCGCUGUUACCACUAGUGAAACUUGUCAUGCCCCACUCUCUGAUUGUGUGACACGCCUCCAAAAUAGUCACACCAUCCGUGGUUGUCUGAACACUUUGAGCAGCGAAGAAGGCAGCAAUUGUGUGGCCAAUGGCACUUGCUCAUCGUGUGCCGGUUCCAAGUGUAAUGUGGAAAUCUUCCCAGCUGGACGUCGUAGUUGUCACAUUUGUAAUUCUGUUGCCAAUUCCGAGUGUGCCAAGGAUCCCAACCAUUUGGCCAUUUGUCCCAUCUAUGCGGCCAAUGAUCGUUGUGUGAGCACCUAUAGCGAUGAUGGUUAUCUUCAGCGUGGCUGUGAGAGUGAAAUUCAGUGUGCAAACGAAAAUGAAGAUCAUUGCCAGAUCUGUGAGACAGAUGGUUGCAAUACAGCGGAAUUAACUGGAGCAGCUGGUCCAUUGGCUAGCUUUGGUUUGGCCCUGACGUUGCUUAUGGCAUGGCUGGUCAGUCAAUUGCAAGUGUAGAGUUAGUAGACUAACUUAAGUAGAUAGAUUAUAAAUGUUUAUAGUAAUAAUCCCCGAUCAAACGAAACGUGUAAAUAAACCGACAACCCAACAAAAUGUUAAAAAAAAAUUAAAA